Molecule: messenger RNA, 7658 nt
Organism: Triplophysa rosa
Lineage: Eukaryota; Metazoa; Chordata; Actinopteri; Cypriniformes; Nemacheilidae
Exons: 2
Coding region: 6348-7406 (352 amino acids)
Source: RefSeq, a predicted model, not a curated record
CCUUGGAAUGUCGCGAUUGGCCAAUCAGAAUCAAGUAUUCCAGAGCACAGUGUAAUAAAAGCAGAUGUUUACUGACAGAUGAAUAAACAUCAUCUUUAAGGCUUAACAUUAUAUUCCUUUCUUACCACAUAAGUUUAACGGGGAUGUCCAUUUUUUAGAUACAACUAUCAAAAGCUUUUUCAAAACAUCAUUAACUUAAUACUAGUGUUUUAGAACAAUAAAUUGUAUCAAUAAUUAUGUAAUUAAAAUCUUAUAAUACAUAUAGUAACCAUAAUAGACAAUGUUAGACUAAAUUUCUUAUUUAAGUUUGAUGGUUAUAUUUCAUAUGGUACCAUUCAUUGCAGUUGCACCACUUGUUUUCCUGGUUGUGUCACCUGACCUCCUGGAUGCACCACCUGACUUUUACAAAUAAUUAAAUUGAACAGGGUUCUAUCUGGAUAUCUGUUUUAGCAUUUGCUAGCAAGUUCAUACACAUAAUUCUUAAUAAAAUUCCAAGCUUUUUUUUUUAAUAGCAUUUUGCUAUCAUUACAUUGGUUGUACCACCUGACCUGAAAAUGUACCAGCUUGCUUAUUACUUAAAAGUAACCACUUGUCAGUGUUUUUAGUAUGGCUGUGUUUUUAAACAUGUGAGGUCCUCAUGCUUAGUGUUAUUACCUCCUUUACCUUUCAAUAAAAGGCCCAGCUUUGAAACAAUCCAUUUGAAAAAGGUUUAGAACAUAAAAUAAUGCCAUAGUACAUUUGAUUGAAAAAAGAAACAUAAUUUUAACUAGUGUCCUAGUCUGUCAAGUUGCAUUGCCUGUCAUAUGAGGGGUUCGAAAUACCAAAACAUAAAGAAGUAUUUAUUAUUUAAGUCGCAAAAUAUAUUUAGCCUAUAUAGGUUUAUCAAAUAAAGUAUAAUAAAUUCAUUGUGUUAUAUAAAAGGAAAUAAUUCCCGAGGACACUAAAAUAUGCAUGUCAUGUCACUGCCACUUAAAAAAAUUCUAAUUUCUUUUGAAUAUAAUAAAAGAGAACCCUAUAUUUAAAUGUUAAAUAGGUGUCACAUACUGGUUUAUAGGUCCAUAUGUGGAUUGUGUAAAAUAAUGUGAUUGUUCUCUUACAGAAUGAAGAAGUACAGUUUCUUGAGGAGGAGCUGCAGAACCAAAAGCAGAAGUUCUCAAAGCUUCAGAGCUUUACUAGAAGCCUGCUGAUAGCUGUGAAAAAUAAUGACCAAAAGAAACAGGAGGAGCUGUUAGCCAGUCUGCUUCAUAAAGAGGACCUGGGCCUGGAUAACCACAUAGAGUUCGGCAUAGAGGCGACUUCUACCCAGAAGGACUUUUCUAUGUCAGAGGAGUACGACACAGGGCCAGUGAGACUAUAAGCACAGUGCUGCUCUUUGCUUUAUGGAAAUUAACCAUGUUUUUUUGUGGUAAAAGUAUAGUAACCAUGUUUUUUUGUUUCAAAGAAUGGUUAAUUUCCAUGAGAGAAACCCCACAGCGUCCGUGUAAACUCCUCAAUUACUCUGGUUUAGUCCAGUAAAUUAAAGAGCAGGUGAUGGGGCAUUUAUAAGUGUCCUAAUAUAUUGAAUUGGAGUCCCCAACAACAUGGUGAAAUGCACCCAAUGUCAAAAAAACGCUGUCAUCUCAAAAAAUGCAUUUAUUUUACAGUGGCGGCUCGUGGAUAUUAAAAAAGAGGAGGCACAUUAAAUUAAAGUGGUCCCAUCCCAGAAUGUAUAAGUUUUUUGCUUAAGUUAGUUGCUUAAUAAAAGCCUUUUGGUCACGUAUGUACCACGUUAAUGUAUGACAUUACAUAUACAAAAGGACAAUAUACUUCAAAUUUAACUCGCAUGAAUUGAAUCCUCAGGUGCUCAAAUAGAAGACAUGGCCAGCAGAAAUGUUUGUUCAGGCUCACCAAGCCAUACCUGUCAACACAACAUUUUGGCUGGGAGUCUCCCGUUUUUCACACCAUCUCCCACCACCCUCCUGUUUUGUUAUUUCUCCCGUAAAACUCCCGUAUUUCAUUUUUUUCUCCUUUGAAACUCCUGGACCGACGGGAACAGCUACGCGUUCUCUGUGCAGGCUCUGUGGCUUGAUCGUACAAUUUAGGAUAAAGUUAGGGCUAGGUAUGUGGGGCUUUAUUAUAAUAUUUUUUAUAUUCAAUAAAAUACCAUCAUUUUAAUCAUUUUAAUAAAUGUAAUGAUUUACACUCUGUUAUUAUUGCAUAACGUUUAUUGCACAACGAUACUGAGGUGCAAACAGUAGCUACCACUAUUUAAAGAAUCAAUAGCAUCUAUACUGUUCUCCGUAUACGUCCUAUGUAUACUUCAACAGGAAGCUUAACUCUCCCUCAUUAACUUCACAGACACCGAAUGUCCUUUGCCAUAUCUUAGCUCUUGCAGAGAAGUGCGCCACGUAUUCCAUGCUUCCUUCAUCUCUUGUCUUGUGGCAGUGAAGAGUCCCAGUCAGUAUUCUCCAAGCUUAACUCUCGUAAAAUAGCUUUGCCUUGGAUAGUUACUGGGGCUGCAAAUCCUAAAGGGUCGAACAGACUAUUGAUAGUCGACAAGACUCCUCGACGUCUGAAGGGCUUCACUGCAUCAGGUACUUGAAAAAUGAAAUGGUCUAUUCUGAGGUCCCAGUUUAGGCCUAAACUGCAUUGUAUGGGAAGAUUGUCUGUGUCCAGAUCCAGAUCUUUUAGAUGGCUGGCGUAAUCUUGUGAUGAAAAGGUCUCCAUGACAUCUCUCUUGUUGGAGGCAAUCUUGUGCAAUAGGGCAAUAGCUAGCGAAUAUUUUAGUAAUCGAGUAUUCUACUGAUUUUCCAUCGAUUAAUCGGGUAUUCGGAUAAUAAGUACUCUUUCUUUAUUAAAGAGCAAUACUAGAUAUACAAUUUAUUGCUGAAAUUGCAUACAUUAAUAUCUGUGAAAACUAAAUCCAUUUAGUACAUUCCAUUGCCAUAUUACAUUCAAAAUGCAAUAUAGGCCUAAUACAAAUGCAGUGGUGGAAAGUAACGAAUUACAAAUACUCAAAUUACUGUAAUUGAGUUUUUUUUUCAGGAAUUGUACUUUUUUUAAGUAGUUUAAAAACGGUGUACUUUUACUUGAGUACAUUUUUAGUGCUGUAUCGGUACUUUUACUGCGCUAUUUUUCCUCACAUUGUCGUGGCUACUUUAUAUGUUUACUCUUCAUGUGAUUGGCUAAGGAGAAUAAUCAGUCCCGUCACGUGACCCCGCCCACUCAAAUCGCUCAUAGAAAACUUGCGUCACACAGAUUUCAAGACAUCUGCCGCCGAUUUAGUUUAAUCAUGGAGGAGGACGAACGUGUGCGGCAGGCAGGGCGCGUAUCAAAUGGCGGUUUUGCGCACUUGAAAGUCACUGCGGGAAAGGGACACAAUACGAAGGCUCGUCCGAGAUAUGGAGAAAUAUUGAGUUCCUGUAUCACUCUGUUCGCCAAGUUUCAUCCAAACGGCUUUAUCAUGAGAUAAAAUUGUCCAUCUCUCUCCAAAGUCUCUACACUAAGUUCUCUGCCCUUAUAAGUGAGUAGGGAACAUAUGCGAUUGGAACGCAUGCGAAGCAGUUUCGCAAACUGUGGAUUACCCGUUAUAAUGUUGUAAAUAACGUUCAGUUUCUUGCACAGUUCAAUCGACUCGCUUAAAUAAGAGGUCAUUACAUCGAAAGAAGCCGCAGGGAUUACUUUUAUGUUGCCUCUAUCUGUAUUUUGAACUUUUAAAGACAUGGACCAUGAAAAACAAUAGACCACAACUCCAGGUAAAAAUCUUUAUUGUUCUACCUAAGAAAUAAUGUCACAUACAUCUUGGAUGGCUUGAGGUUGAAUAAUUGAUCAGCCAGAUCCUCUACAGAUAUGACUGUUAAUGCUAAUCCAAUGCAAUUUAGGUUGCAAAUAUUUAGCAUUUUAUGCAUGCAGUAUUUGGGGCUCUUAUUUAUUAUUUUCUGCAUUGUGUGGCCUAGUACACAUGAUUGAAGUGUUGGAAGUGCAUAAAUGGUUUUACCUGGAAAACUGAGCUCAUAAUAGACAGACAGACAGACAGAACAACACAUUGAAUGGUUAUUUUGUCUGAGUUGUAUCCAGUUAUAUGCUUUAUCAGUAAGGUAAAGAUGUGUUUUGUUAUAAGUAGCAAUUUUCUAUAUAAAUCUCCAAAUUUGAUUAUUAAUAAUUAUUCUUAAUUCAUUAAAUAAACCCCACUAAAAAGUAACGAGUAACUAGUACUCUGAGUAGAUUUUGAGAAGAGUAUUUUUUACUUUUACUCAAUUACUUUUUUAACACCAGUACUUUUACUUGUAAUUGAGUACAAUUUCAGCAAUGUAACAGUACUUGUACUUAAGUACAAAUUUCCAGUACUCUUUCCAGCUCUGUACAAAUGUAUAAAUAUGAAACAUUAAUAAAAAUAGAAAGAAUAAUUUCAAAGGUAAACAACUAACUUCAGCUUAUGCAUGAUGCAUUUAGUUUUAGUUUCUUUUUUUACUAUUAAAUAGUAAUAUAUUGGUCCACAUAAAAAUAUUUUUUUAGUGUGUUAGCUUCACUCAGUAAAAUGUUCUGAAAUAAACUCUCAGAGCAACUCUGGAGAUGAAGUUCAUGUGUUCAUGUCUUCAUAAAGCGCAGACGCAGACAAAUUCAUGAGCAUCACGCGUUUAGCACGUUAAACUGCAGUUCAUUCACUCAGACAUGAAGAACAGACAGAUGACAUGUGUAAAUAACAUGAUUUGGCAUCCACUAGUCCGAAUCUAGUUUUAUGGACUCCAUGCAGCCGGAAAACAAGUUUCACUCGCAAAAUAGACUAAAACUAAGUAAAAUAGCAGUUCACCAUUUCAAUAAGCUAUCACUUAUUUAUCAGCAUGAGAAAUACGUGUGAGCGUGUGAACAGACUAAAAUGCGUGAGACUUGAGAGCCCUGUAACAUGAAUAGAGUUUAGCGGGCUGUGCGUCAGUAAUAACGGUCCGUGGGGAAAUGCAGUGCUCCGUGCGUACUGUAGUUAAAUGGAUUAAACGAGGCUUCGAGGCAACAAAAAUUGCCUCUAUGAUUUUUUGUAUUCGAAUUACUCGAGUUACUCGAGGAAUCAUUUCAGCCCUGUUGUGCAACCUCACAUUGGAUUUGGUGAGGACGUUUUGUGGCCGCUUCAGCAGACUCAUUGCUGCUUCUACCGUGGGAAGGGACUUUAACCCAUCAUCAACAUAGAAAUCAUGUGCUACAAACUGUUGCACUUCAGAAUCUUGUCCUUGUCCUUCCAGGUGGACAGUUUUACUGAGACCAUAGAUAGCCACUUCCGGCGACCAGCUAUUUCCAAAGACAUGUACCUUCAUACAAUACUCUACAAUAUCUUUGCUGUACUGAAGUAUUUUUUCAUGUGGGCAAAUAUAUUGUAUAGUAAAGGACGGAAAACACAGAAUCCAGAAAAAUUUUAACAGAAAAAACGGAAUUUGGGAAAAAAUAAAACGGAUUUCUUAUUGUUGUUGUGUCAUCCCUCGUAUUGCAAGCCAUAUCUCUCCGGCCCCUCAUUUGGGAUGCUUUUCUGCAUCGCUUGUGUCUUAUUGCCAGGAAGACAUUGUCUUGGUUUUUUAAAUGGCAGCGGUGUUAUCCAACCGUUGUUCCCUUUCUGUCGGUCUCUCGACGUUGUGUCGAUCCGACAGAUGGGGUUCGUCCCUGAGAACCAAUCGUUUCCGACUACUUGGAAAAGGCCAAUGAAAAUUGGCAAAUGAAAUUUGCAUGCCGGCCUCCGCCCCGGACAUCCGGGUAUAAAAGGGAGACGGCGUGCAUCAUUCAUUCACCUUUUGUUCUUCGGAGCCUUCGGUUAUGAAGAUCUUCUCUUGCUGCUUAGCAAAAACUCUACAUUGCCGGUUCUACGACGUGGUGCAGCGGACUGUCCCUUCCUGCAGCGACUUCCCCUGGGCGUCUCGGCGGUUCCAGAGGUGUUCGAGCCUGCAGACGGUGACUCACUGCGUUCUAAAAGAGCUAAUUUCUCCAGCGUGGCAUGUCCCGCUGUUCUCUUGGGUGCGGUGUCCUCAUCGAGGAUGGGGACAAACACGAUGUCUGUGUCAGGUGUUUGGGGGUCCAACACGCUGAGACAGCCUUCGUGGACUCAUCUUGCCCGCACUGCGGGCAGAUGGUCAUAGAGACGUUGCGGUCACGGGUGGCUGUUUUCUCCCGAGAAUCAGCCACCACCUCGCAUGCUUCCCGGGCUAUGACGAGGAUGGCUAAGGCCAUUCCGUUCGCCAAGGCGAGCGGCGAGGGUGAUAUGGGGAUUUCUGCGAGCGCUAAUCCGUCAGCCGAGUGCUCGCGGACCCCGUCUCGCUCGCCUCAUUGUUCCCUAGCUGGCGGUGCCACACCGUCAGCGUCCUCCUUCACGCAGUCGGACACGAUGCGUGAUGAGGAUGAGAUGUCCAUCGCAGCAUCGGAGAGCGAAUUGCUGGCAUCCAAUCCUGAUGACUCUCUGCAGCUCCCCUAGGGGGGGACGAGCUCAGGAGGAGGCGGAUGUCGAGAUGUCGGCCAUGCUUUCCCGGGCCGCCGUGUGCAUUGGGUUAGAGUGUACUCCGGUGCCUCUCCCCCAGCGCUCACGGUUGGAUACGUGGUUCUUGGGCUCUGAGCGCGACUCCAAGCCGCGCCCAACCCCGAUUCCAUUUUUCCCGGAAGUGCAUGAGGAACUGGCGAAGACGUGGAACGCCCCCUUUUCGGCGCGUACACGUCAAACCGGUUCCGUCGCUCUCUCUUCCCUCGAUGGUGGGGCGGCUAGGGGUUACGUCGACGUGCCCCAGGUGGAACGUGCAGUCGCGGUGCACCUGUGCCCGCAGGCGGCAUCCACCUGGAGAGGUCGACCGAAACUCCCGUCCAAAGCGUGUAGGACUUCGGCAUCGCUGGUGUCGAAGGCCUACACUGCCGCGGGCCAAGCUGCCUCCUCUCUCCACGCCAUGGCCAUCCUGCAGGUCCAUCAGGCCAAGGAGUUAAAAGAGAUCCACGAGGGUAAGACCGACCCGGGGUUAAUGCAGGAACUCCGCACCGCCACCGGCCUUGCUCUAAGGGCGACCAAGGUGACCGCGCGGGCCCUGGGUCGGGCGUUGUCAACCAUGGUGGUCCAGGAGAGGCAUCUCUGGCUCAACCUUGCGCAGAUGAGCGACGCCGAGAAAGUCCGCUUUCUCGACGCGCCCAUUGCGCAGGGUGGGCUGUUUGGUGACACUGUCGAGGACUUCGCCCAGCAGUUCUCGACAGUGAAGAAGCAGACGGAGGCGAUUAGCCAUAUUCUUCCCCGCCGAGACUCGGCCGCCCGUAGGCCUUCGAGUUCCCGUGCGGCCUCUGCUUCCCAGCAGCCCCGGCCCCCUUCGAAGCCAGCUCCGGUUCCAGCGCUCCCUACCCAGGCGGCAUCCUGGAAAAGGGCGGAGAAGGGGAGACCACCACCCCGUCAACAACCUUCGAGGAAGAAGCGUUCCUGACGGGAAGACCCCAGGCAGGGUAACACCAUCGGGCCCGUAUCCAGCCAUGACAUCGCUGGACGGUCGAUCCGGGACGGUUCCUGCCCACGGGGGCCUAGCGCCCACUUUUGAUAAGAGUUUCCUAUCUCCCUGGGUGUUCUUCACAGCCGCUCUCACCCUCUGUCAGACGGUGUUCAGCCACUCGACGUUGCGUCUUGGCGAGGUGCAACAUCGAAUGUAUUUUGCAGCCCUCAGCACUCUCAAAUCGAUGGU